GGACUGCUAAUACGUCGUGCGGCCGGCUCAAUAGCACUUCAAUAAUCCAAAGUUCAUAAGAAGCACUGGAAUUUGAGAGCAGAUUAUUUGCAAUAACAUGCAGUCACAACUUUAUGUACUUCCAUUACAUUUUUUUUACCAUCUUUUAAAGUAUUUUAUUUGAGUUGAUGCUCUUGUGCGAUCUUGUGGGAGAAUUGAAGUAAAGACGUAUGCUGAAAGCUAUUAAUCAUCGUAUUCUGCAGGUGCUGAGGGGAAUGUUCAUUACUCCUACCACAACAUAAGACAUGUUUUUGUAACUACUAGAACUCCUGGUGCCACUAACCAGCUUGUGGGGAUUUGAGAGAAAAAAAAAACAUUUUAAAUGGCAUUUGGUGACCUUUUGGAGCAGGUGGGCAGCACAGGCCGCUUCCAGAUCCUGCAUGUGACCCUGCUCUGUAUUCCAGUGCUACUGAUGGCCAGUCACAACCUGCUGCAGAAUUUUGUGGCGGCUGUGCCUCUUCACUACUGCAGCGCACACGCAAACAUCUCUCAGCUAAAGCUUAGCCCGCAAGAAAUCCUGACAGUCACAGUGCCUUUGGACCAAACCGGCAAGCAUCAGAGCUGCCGACGCUACGUUAUUCCACAGUGGCACCUCCUGGACAAGAAUGGCACUUUUAAACAAGAACAACAGGAAGAUUUUGAUGUUGAUGCAAACCUCCAGGGAUGCACAGAUGGAUGGUCCUAUAAUAUGACUGGAAUGACCUCUACAAUCAUAGCGGAGUGGGAUUUGGUGUGUGAUCUGCGCUCUUUGAAGCAAAUGGGCCAAACCGUCUACAUGGGAGGUGUCCUUAUGGGAUCCGUUGUCUUGGGAAGUCUUGCAGACAAGUUUGGGCGACGCAGCCUUUUGAUCAUUUCUCACCUGCUGAUGGCAGUGGCCGGGACCUGUGCUGCUUUCUCCACGUCCUUCCCAAUGUUCUGCCUGUGCCGAUUUUUUUGCGGAAUGGCUCUGUCAGGCGUGGGCCUCAAUACUUUCUCUCUCAUUGUGGAGUGGAUACCGACCCAUGUGCGGACCGGGGUGGGCACUCUCACAGGUUACUGUUACACACUGGGACAGUUAAUCCAGGCGGGCAUCGCUUAUUUCGUCCGGGACUGGAGGUGGUUGACCUUGGCUGUGUCUUCACCGUUUUAUGUCUUCUUCAUCUACUCAUGGUGGUUUCAUGAAUCUUCAAGAUGGUUGGUCCUCACCCAAAACUAUGACCAAGCCAUCAAGAACCUUAAAAGUGUCGCAAAAAUAAAUGGACGCCAUGAGGAAGGAGACAAAAUUGACAUCAAAAUGGUGCAGGAGUCCAUGAAGAAAGAGAUGUCAUGCUCACAAGGCUCCUACACUGUCUGUGAUCUGUUCCGCACUCCCACAAUGAGGUCGAUGACAAUCUGCCUCAGUGCUGUCUGGCUAUCAACAAGCUUUGCGUACUAUGGGCUUGUUAUGGACCUCCAGAAGUUUGGGGUGGACUUCUACUUAAUCCAAGUCAUCUUUGGGGCUGUGGACAUUCCCGCCAAGGUCGUCAUAACUGUGACAAUGAGUUUUAUCGGACGCCGUCCAUCCCAAUGUGGUGCACUUAUCAUUGCUGGAAUCACCGUACUGAUCAACCUUAUGGUACCUUAUGACCAACAGACGCUGCGCACCACUCUGGCUGUCGUGGGUAAAGGCUGCCUCGCUGCUUCCUUCAACUGCUGUUACCUUUACUCAGGCGAGCUCUUCCCCACCAUAAUUCGUCAGAAUGGAAUGGGCUGGGUAUCGAUGACGGCUCGUGCCGGAGCAAUGGUGGCCCCGAUGGUGCUUCUGAGUGGUGACUUCAUACCUUGGCUGCCGGGUAUGAUCUACGGAGGAGCCCCCAUCAUGAGUGGCGUGGCAGCCAUAUUCCUCCCGGAAACACUUGGCUCGCCGCUUCCUGACACAAUACAAGACGUCGAAGACAGGGGCUCUGGGAGAGUGUCCAAAAUGCCACAAAAGGAAGCAGCCGUUCUGCAAGACACGCAAGCGAAUCUCCUGAAGCAGGUCGUCUGAAGGCAUCAAAAUUGUAUUACUGAUUAACUGUCAAACUUGAGCGGGUAUGUGUUUCUGCAGCUGUUUUCGCAGUGAUUUUAAUUUAGCCUACUCAUCUCCUGUAUGACUGCCAGGAAUAUGGAGACUGAUGCGAGUUAUAGACAGGUCAAUCGUGGAAAGAAAAUAUCACAUAUGGUUUUACAGUAGCAUUGAGGACUUUAGUGAUGCUGGAGCCUCAUAAUGUUUUGUAUUUAAAAUCAG
Molecule: messenger RNA, 2284 nt
Organism: Phycodurus eques (leafy seadragon)
Lineage: Eukaryota; Metazoa; Chordata; Actinopteri; Syngnathiformes; Syngnathidae
Gene: slc22a6l
Product: solute carrier family 22 member 6, like
Exons: 11
Coding region: 362-2044 (560 amino acids)
Biological process (GO): transmembrane transport
Cellular component (GO): membrane
Molecular function (GO): transmembrane transporter activity
Source: RefSeq, a predicted model, not a curated record